AUAGUUUGAUUAAAAAAAACCCUAAUAGUUUGAUUAAAAAAACCCUAAUUGAGCCACUUUUUAUUUGUAUAUCAACUUGAAAAGAAAAAAAGAACUUUGAAAUCCCCAUUGUGUUUGUACUCUUUAAUUCCGCCAUGUCAGUUGCAAGGACUGUGAAGGAUGUUUCUCCUCACGAGUUUGUUAAGUCUUACUCUUCUCACCUCAAGCGUUCCGGCAAGAUGGAGCUUCCUGAGUGGACCGAUAUAGUCAAAACAGCAAAAUUUAAAGAACUGGCUCCCUAUGAUUCUGACUGGUAUUAUAUUAGAGCCGCCUCCAUGGCGAGAAAGAUCUAUUUGAGAGGUGGUCUUGGAGUCGGUGCUUUUAGAAGGAUCUAUGGUGGAAGCCAGAGGAACGGAAGCCGACCUCCACAUUUCUGCAAAAGCAGUGGCACUAUUGCUAGACACAUUUUGCAACAAUUACAAAUCAUGAACAUUAUUGAGGUUGAUCCAAAAGGAGGCAGGAAAUUAACUUCUAGCGGCCGUCGGGAUCUUGAUCAAGUUGCUGGGAGAAUUGUGAUCGCUCCUUGAUUAUUGGCGUGUUACUGGAAAGUUUAUUUAUGCCGAGAUAGCAUCCAUGAGACCAGAUUCUAUGCAUUGAAUAGAACAGUUUGCUCUGUGUAUUUGUAAAUUUUUAUCUGCGCUUAUCACUUGUUCAUGUCUGGAAUUUUGGAUGGUCAAGUUUUCAUUCAAAUUACAAAUAGCUGCAUUAUCUCAUUCA
This is a messenger RNA of Cicer arietinum (chickpea), 756 nucleotides long. RefSeq names its product small ribosomal subunit protein eS19z-like. Gene Ontology annotation, biological process: ribosomal small subunit assembly; translation. Gene Ontology annotation, molecular function: structural constituent of ribosome; RNA binding. Gene Ontology annotation, cellular component: ribosome; cytosolic small ribosomal subunit. The record is from RefSeq and is a predicted model, not a curated record. Lineage: Eukaryota; Viridiplantae; Streptophyta; Magnoliopsida; Fabales; Fabaceae.